ACACUACCCGACCUUCGAGACAAACAGCGUUGACUUGGAUUAGGGGAAUGUGUCGGGACAGCAAAUUGGUUUGUUUUCUUUUGGCGAAGAACCCGCCUUUGAAUGCUGAUCUAACGUGGCAUUCUUUUGUUUUUAUGAACUGUCAAGUCGUUUGUGAUUGCGUGUGUCCAGUUUGAAGUGACUUGAUAGUUCCGAAUAUACAGAAUUAGCGAAAUUGUGUGAAAUUGUUUUAUAGGGUCUGUCUGUUAUUUGUUAUCAGUUUGGUUAUGUAUUCUAUUGUCCACUAAAACAAGCACAGAAGCCAACUUGCCUCAAAAAAUAAGCUAAUUACAUACAAUUACUAACGACAGAUAUAUAUUUUUAUAAUGUCCACCGAGGAAGAUCUGGAGUUGAGAGACUUAGUCACACAGACUCUGGAGAGCAAUGGUGUAUUGUCGAAAAUAAGG
Messenger RNA from Gryllus bimaculatus (two-spotted cricket), 446 nucleotides. Lineage: Eukaryota; Metazoa; Arthropoda; Insecta; Orthoptera; Gryllidae. The record is from the annotation of a GenBank genome assembly.